GCUUGGUUCCUACACCAAGCUAGAGAGAAAGAGAUAGAAAGGGGAACCAUGUCUUCAAGCGAUUAAAAAAAAAAAAAAAAAAAAACCAGACACACCACGGAGAUUACCUGUCGCGCGCGCGUUGGAUGGUGUUUUAGCUUGACGUUAAACGCCGUGUUUUGUAGGAGUUACCUCAGAGGAAUAUGCUGGCGUGCGGAGUGACAGAGUGGAUAUGGAGAAUGGCCCGAACAUAUUGAAUAGCUUCGUCAGAAGAGGAGGAGGAGGAGGAGGGAGCGCUAUACCGCGAGGAAACACGUUUCAGGGAGAAAAAUAGGCAGCGAGACAAGAAACAAAAACACUCGGACUGAGAAAAAUUCUAACCUAAACGGAUUCUUGAUGAAUGGCUUGUCCUCGGCGCUAAUAAAAACGACCGAGGUCGAGUCGAGUCGCGGUAGCUCUUCUUCUCCUCCUCCUCGUCUCUCUAUCUCCUCUUCCUCAUCUCUUCUCUUAUUCUUUUCUCUCCUCUUCUCUCUCAGUCAGAGUAUUAGCCUGCGCUAAUCAGCGAGGCGACCGUUUCGGCCGUUGACCUUUAAAUUAAAACUGAACUGAACACGGAGCUCGCGCUCGACAUGGAUUUUAACGGCAGCGGCUUGGGCAACGAGCUGCACAACAAUAACCAGCCGUACCAGUGUGAGGAGAGCAAGCCCUUACUGGAGCCAGAGGGCAAUAAUAAUAACAGUAAGCUAAGCGCGGGGCCGUGCCGCCGGAGCGCGCUUCACUGCAGUGGAGGUGGUGGUGGAGGAGGAGGAGGUGGUGGUGGUGGUGGAGGUAUGCGCUAUAAACUCCUGCACGAGGGAGACAUCCAGGUGUGCGCAGUGAAACACCCGCGCACCUUCCUCAGCAAAAUCCUCACCUCUAAGUUCCUGCGGAGAUGGGAACCCCACCACCUCACCCUGACCGACAGCAGCAUCGUCUCCGCCACGCCUACAGGUUAUAUGGAGGCAGCUCUGUCAUACAGUACUAUAGAGGACCUGCAGCUGUUGUCUUGGGACAAUGCCCCCAAAUACUGUGUCCAGCUCAGUGUCCCUGGAGGGACUGUCCUUCUUCAGGCUGCCAACAGCUAUCUGCGGGACCAGUGGUUUCACUCUCUACAGUGGAAGAAAAAGAUUUACAAGUACCGCAAGGUGCUGAAUAAUCCCAGCCGCUGGGACGUGGUGCUAAAGGAAAUCCGAGCUCUGGUGGACAUGGCGCUUACCUCUCCACUGCAAGACGAAUCUAUCCACCAAGCACCGCUACAUAUUAUCUCCACCCUACUUGCUGAGAACACCAACCUCAGUGCCCAGGACCAUGAGAGCAUCAUUGUGGCAAUCGCUCCUCUUCUGGAAAAUAACCACCCUCCUCCCGACCUGUGCGAAUUCUUCUGCAAGCACUGUCGCGAGCGUCCACGCUCCAUGGUGGUGAUUGAAGUGUUCACUCCAGUGGUCCAGAGAAUUCUCAAACACAACAUGGAUUUCGGGAAGUGUCCCAGACUGCGUCUCUUUACUCAGGAGUAUAUACUGGCUCUCAAUGAACUCAACGCCGGCAUGGAGGUAGUCAAAAAGUUCAUCCACAGCAUGCAUGGCCCCACCGGACAAUGUCCUCACCCUCGAGUCCUCCCCAACCUGGUGGCAGUAUGCCUGGCUGCAAUUUACUCCUGCUAUGAAGAGUUUAUUAACAGUCGUGAUAACUCUCCUAGUCUGAAGGAGAUAAGGAACGGCUGUCAGCAACAGAGCGAGCGGAAGCCCCCGAUGCCGCUCCGGUUGAUGCGUCCAGAUCCUCCGACCUCCCUUUCGCCCCCUCCCUCCUCCAUCGUCAACUCCAGCGAGAUCCUGGUGGAGCUAGAGCGCAACAACAACACUGCCAACACGACGCUGCGCAAGGCGCCUGCAGGGGGUGACAGCGAGCCCAGCCUAAUUGAGUGCUUGCUGGUGAGCCCGGCUCUCAGCGCCCUGUCCAUUCAGCUCCCUGCCCAGGCUGACCGAGUGCUCGCCUGCUUUGCGCUCAUCCUCAAGAUGCUCUCUGACUAUGAUGACUGGAGACCAGCGCUGGCUAGCCUGCUGCAGCCUAUCCCAUUCCCCAAAGAAGCCCUUGCUCAUGCCAAAUUUACGAAAGAGCUGAAAUAUGUUAUUCAGAGGUUUGCGGAGGACCCCAGACAGGAGGUGCACUCCUGUUUACUCAGUGUGCGCUCUGGAAAAGAUGGCUGGUUUCAGCUCUACAGUCCAGGAGGCGUGGCCUGCGAUGACGAUGGAGAGCUGUUUGCCAGCAUGGUUCACAUCCUCAUGGGUUCUUGCUACAAGACGAAGAAAUUCCUUCUGUCUCUGGCAGAAAACAAACUGGGGCCCUGCAUGUUGCUGGCACUGCGAGGAAACCAGACCAUGGUGGAGAUCUUGUGCCUGAUGCUGGAGUAUAACAUCAUAGAGAAUAAGGACACGCAGCUGCAGAUCAUCUCAACUCUGGAGAGCACGCAGGUCGGCCUGCGCAUGUACGAGCAGCUGUGCGACCGACAGAGAGAGCUUAAAGAACUACAAAGAAAAGGAGGGCCUACUCGACUCACUCUGCCAUCCAAGUCCACGGACGCUGAUCUUGCUCGCCUGCUGAGCUCUGGAUCCUUUGGGAACCUUGAAAACCUGAGUCUGGCCUUUACCAACGUCACCAGUGCCUGCGCUGAGCAACUCAUCAAGUUGCCGUCCCUUAAACAGCUCAACCUGUGGUCCACUCAGUUUGGAGACGCAGGGCUGCGACUGCUUUCAGAGCACCUGGCCUGCCUGCAGGUCCUCAACCUGUGUGAGACUCCAGUCACUGAUGCUGGUCUUCUAGCCCUUAGCUCGAUGAAGAGCCUGUGCAGUUUGAAUAUGAACAGCACUAAACUCACUGCAGACACCUACGAGGACCUAAAGGCCAAACUUCCCAACUUGAAGGAGGUAGAUGUUCGUUACACAGAGGCCUGGUAAACCUAAUCAGCACCCAACCCUAAUCCUCAAGGAAUCUCCGGCAUCAUAUAGGCAUAUGGAUUCGCUGAUACCAUCAAGACACCGAGCCUUUAACAUCAUCACAAUCAGUAAUUUGCAGAAGAGGACUGUGUUUAUAGGAACAUGAUUCAACACACCAAGGACCUUCCGGUGACACGAGGCCAGCAAUUUGUGUAGUGUCGUCAUCAAACCACAGAAAGGACUGUCUUUGUAGCCACAUUAAAAGCGCAAGAAUAUUUAUAGUGACAUUAGCAAACGAAAGGAGGCUCUUGCUAUAUUUAUAUCUCUUAAGGAGACUAUUGUUUUUCUCUUUUCGACAGUCGUUCCCUGUUUUUUUUCCCCCCUUUUUUCCCUUCUCUUCUUGAAAGCAUAUCAACCCAAUCAGCUGCAACUGGUUCUGUGUGCAGGUGUGUUUGAUCAAAACAUUGCAUUCUUCUUUUUCUUCUUUUUUUCAUGAUAAGAGACAUAAAACCUCAGAGGCUGACUCCCCUGCCUUCAUCCCUUUUUCUUUUUCUUCCUCUCCAUGGGGAGCCAUUUCCCCCAAGGUGCACCCUGACUGGUGAGAGCCACAUUCCAGUAUAGUUUUGAUGUCACCUCCCAGUAGGGAAAAAAAAGGAAGGUGCAUUCGUGCUCGGCCUUUUCAGUUCGCACCCCCCACCUCUAUCCUUCAUGACAACUUGAUGCUGUUGCCUCUGAUCUAGAAAGUUGGUAGCCUGAGUGUCCACUACUGUACACACUCAUUUUAACCUCUCUCUAUCUCUGUCUCGAAAAAAAAAAAAAACAUUUAUUACCUUGAAUGAGCAUAUUUUUCCACACAUCUCUGCUUUCAUAAAUUGUGUGUUUAUACAGUAUAAAGUGUGUGUAUAAAAAAAAAAAAAUUAUAUAUAUAUAUAUAUAUAUAUAUAUAUAUAUAAUAUCUCGAUAUCUAUAUUCCCUUUUGACAUUUUAACAAUUUCAGGAGCUUGGUUGUACAACCUACUAAAAAGAAGAAUUUUAUCUUUUUCGCUUUUUGUUUGUUUGUUUGUUUUUGUUACGUUCAUGUUUGCUCAUGCACCCAUAUUUAAAGCAGCGGACAUUCAGAAGGUAGUCUGGGACUACUUAAUAUUUAUGAAGCCCUAGCAUUUUCUCAUGAUCCACUCUCCUUGACAACAUUCUUUCCCCCCCGCACCGCCAAGACGGUGCUUACGGGAUAUUUUCUACGAAGAGAGCACCUUUUAAAAAGUGGCGUAACAAUCUCCGGAUGCAAUCUGUUUAAAUAUCUCAAAUUUUCUCAGCCUUGGUGAAAUGUCUGAUUUUCUUAUAGUGCCUAUUUUGCAGCGUGGGAUUAUCACAUAAGGCCUCGUAGAAAACAUUGUGCACGUUUAUAAGAAAUCAAACGUCAAGCCAUAAUUUGUGAAACAGUGAAAAAUUAUUCAUGUAUGUUUUAUCUUCCCGUUUUUUCCAACAUUUCCAAAAGUUUUAAAGUUACCGAGUAAGAAAAACAUAAGAAGGAAGAGUUUACAGAGCAUGUUGUUGUUUUGUGUAACACAAUGUCUUCUGUAAAACAUCCAUAUAUAUUAUGCAAAUUUUAUCCCGUAUAUGGUGAGAAGAGCCAGUCAUAGCUGAAGCCUAAAUGAAUGCUUUGUUUAGAUGUUAAUACUAGAGCCGGAUUACAGAAACGACACCAGACUGCUCGUAUCCUCUCUCCCUGCACUUCCAAGCACAGCUCUGAUUUUUGCUACCCUGGUCCGCUUGACCAGUCUCUGAUCGGACGGCUCGAUUUACUAUGCCGUUACUAUGCCUGGUCCAGUGGAGAAGCCUGAACUGUGUACGGUAGCCUUAAAUGGAGCACGGAGAUGGACGCCGUGCACUGAGAGUCUAAUACCGUGUGUCUUGCGGGUGGUAGUGGCACAAAGGCCCACCGUGUUCUACCAUCUCAGGUCCAGUAAAAGACGCUGCGCUCGUGGUUGCAUCCUGUAUAAUGUACAUACCAGUGUAUAUAAUUUCCCUCACCCACUCUGUCGUAUAAUUCUUCAUUCGUUUUUCUUUCUCUUGUCCUUUUUUUUGAGAGAGGGACUGCUGUUGCCUUGAUUUUUUAGGAUUUGUCUCCUAGGUCAGCUUUUCUUUAUUUGUAUGUUCGUUCUUUUUUCUCUCUCUCACACACUUUUUUCCCUCCCAGACCAAGUGCACUGUAAUAUCCUUUGAAAUAUAAUUGUUUUAAUUAUUUUUGUCACUUUAGUCCACGUUUGUUUUUCUUUUGCUGCAUGUACAUGAUGCGUAAGCAGAAUGUUUUAAUUUCAUUUCAAAUGCUAAAUCAGAUUUCAAUGCAAAAGAAAAAGCGAGUUUGUAAUUACAGAAGAAUUUCAGUAGAGUGCUGUAUGCAGCACAAAGGUAAUCAGUCGCCAUUAUGAAUGAAAAGCCAGUGCGCUCUGUAUGAGGGAGUGAACUCGGCUCAGUAGGCAGAAACCUGCUGUCGUCACCCACCAACAAGAUGUCUGGAGUGGUUCUACUGUGUAAAUUGGAUCGGAUCUGGCUACAUAUCUUUUGAAGGCAUCUCAGAAAAAGUGCAAUGGGGCUAAAAAAAAAAAAGCAAGACUAAUUUCUCAAUUUAUUAUUAUUUUUUUUGUAGAAAACAUGGGGAUAACUUCCCUUACAGAGCUUGUUAACUAUUAGUCAUCUCUCUCUCUCUGUUCUGUGUUGCUCACUGGUCUUCUCUCAUACCCUUCCACCUUCUAUUUCACGAUAAUAAAAUUUUUUCAGCAAUUUCUAAAAACAAGACGAUGGAGCAGCUUUGUAUCAUUUUAUUUUUGAAUUGUGACUGAGUCUUAACGUGGUGAUGAAUGGGACGUCGACCACUGCAGUCCCCUCCCGGGGGCAGUCAUGUACAUAAAUUAACUACAUUUCCCAUGAUUCCUGGAGUUUUUGGCAGAUAGAACCUGCUGCCCAUAUUUCCUCCUGUCUGUGUUUUAACUGCUUCUCCAGCUGGGUCACUGCUGCUGCUCUGUGGCUGUUUGUAAUGACAAUACAAGACCUUGAACAGGAAAAUAAGUCAGCUACGAUGUGAAAUAAUUUCAAUCAGAAUAAACUGUCUGUGAAUAUGUUUCAAAUGCAAA
Messenger RNA from Clarias gariepinus (North African catfish), 6079 nucleotides. RefSeq names its product c-Maf inducing protein (gene cmip). Bases 609 to 2969 code for a protein of 786 amino acids. The record is from RefSeq and is a predicted model, not a curated record. NCBI's taxonomy places the organism in Eukaryota, Metazoa, Chordata, Actinopteri, Siluriformes, Clariidae. The transcript has 21 exons. Gene Ontology annotation, cellular component: nucleoplasm; cytosol.